AUGAACCCCCAAAAAACACAAAAGCCGAUGCCACAUAACUUUGACUUUGCCGGCGACUCCUCAGAUGAUGAAGAUGGAGUUGAAGGCGGUCCCUUGAACCCCGAAGCCGAGGACCUAGUGGACCGAUGCAGCGAGCUCUUAGAUGAAGUAGAAGCAUUUCAGAAGAGCUUACGGAGAAAUAAGCUCGAAAAGGGGGUGGAGCUACGGCAUUUUCAAACUGCGGUUAAGAGCGAGUUAAGAGGAUUGCAGUCGCUCACCUUUGAGGCGCCAACUUCGUCAAAAAUUAGGCACUCGCUAAGAAGCUCUAAUCUAUCAUAUUUGGAGACUGUGUGGUUAGCUGCAAAGUCAACGACAGGUAUCAAGGGCCUUACUAAGAGCUUUACCAUCACGGAGCCUGGGGAACUGUUAGGAGACAGUGAAAAGAGGGGAAGGCGUAAAAAGUCAUCGGUUUCAGUGGACGUUGUUGCGCAGAAUGGGUUACAGUGGAUAAAGGUUUCUACAAUAGCGAAUUCUCGAGUCCUUCAUGAGAUCGCAAAAGCUGGAUGGGAGGAAUCGACAUCUCCCUACGAUUCUGAAUCCGAAACCGAAGAUACCCCCGGUCACGAUCAAGAGGAAAAUACGCAGCUAGCAACCUCUUCACUAUCUCUCAUAAAGAUGUCGAAGCUUAUGCACAAGGCAGCGGAACAAACGCGGAUUCAGUACCUUCAUCCCACAGUCCUUUUCUUCCUCCCGAACAUACACCCUUCCCCUUCUACCCCAGAGAUAGAUACCUUCCUCUCCACCCUCCUUGCAACCGGCGCACGCAUCCAGUGCGGACCCGACCUAGAUCUGAUAUCUCCAAAGCCAAGUCUUGAAACAAUGCUUCAAAGUCUCGAAUUAACUGAAUCACGCCGCUACGAGAACUUUUCGGAUGUUCUUAAUAUCGACUGUACCAUUCUUUUAGCUCUCAUAUCCGACAUUUCUAACGCGACUGUUCCUGUCGAACCUCGGCUCCACCCGGCGAUCCUCCGACAACUAGAAUUUGAGAAGGAGUUAGCACUACUACCAAAUCUAUUAUGGCCCGCAUUGCGUGGGAGGAGAAUGGUGUGCACAAAUACGGCAAGGGAGAGAUUUGAAGAGAUUGUGGAGAUUAUUGGGAGUGAAAAUGAGAAGUUGAGGGCAGAACUGAUAUUAGAUACUAGGAGGAAAAAUAAGAAGCAGCAAAGUGCAGGGAAAGAUCAGUACUACUAUGACGAAGACGAUAUGGAGCCGGUAAAGCCACAGGAAAGUCCCACGUCACGGCUAAAAAGGUUUCAGGAGGUAUCGAUACAUACAGUUCCGGAAGAUAUACUAUUUCCCAUUGUAACACUUCCGGAAUGGGAAUCAGAGGAAUCGCUGGAACACAGUGAAGAGAAGGAGUGCAUGGCGAGAGUCUCAAAGAAGCUCUCGCAGGUUAAUAGAAGUGUGUUUAUGAUGGGGUGGAAGAAGGGUUAUACCACUGUCACAAGUAAUAGGACGGUUGCGAAAUUGAUUGAGGGGCAGGUAGGGGAAGAGGAGAAGGGUCCGGAUCUGUUCGUGCUGGACACGGCGAGGAGUUUAGUAGGGAAAGCAAAGAGAAUUGAGAAGAAGGACUUGGAGUAA
Molecule: messenger RNA, 1620 nt
Organism: Morchella sextelata
Lineage: Eukaryota; Fungi; Ascomycota; Pezizomycetes; Pezizales; Morchellaceae
Exons: 3
Coding region: 1-1620 (539 amino acids)
Source: RefSeq, a predicted model, not a curated record